Apis mellifera (honey bee) is the source of this 1005-nucleotide messenger RNA. RefSeq names its product leukocyte surface antigen CD53-like. The record is from RefSeq and is a predicted model, not a curated record. The transcript is spliced from 4 exons. Gene Ontology annotation, cellular component: membrane. The coding region runs from base 73 to 528 and encodes 151 amino acids. NCBI's taxonomy places the organism in Eukaryota, Metazoa, Arthropoda, Insecta, Hymenoptera, Apidae.
CGCAUAAUGGCGUACUGCAACGAUGUAUUCAAGUGACUUUUUUGAUAAUUAAUAUUGUAACAUUUCGCCAUAAUGAGUUUUUGGAUUUUCGAAAAAAUUACCAAAAGAAUUCAGGACGACAUGAGCGCCGCCAUCGAAAACUAUCAUUCCUCAUCCUUGAGUAGAGAAGCUUGGGACAAUACCCACAGAUAUUUAAAGUGUUGUGGAAUAAAAUCCGCAAAGGACUGGACCAAGUAUCGUGUUGAUAUUCCGAAGAGUUGUUGUCUCGGAUCUAUCGAAGAAUGUUUACAAAUGACGGAAGCGGUAUCUUAUAAAUCAGGAUGUCUAAAAAACGCUGUGUUAUUACUCAAGUCUCAUAUGCACACGAUUAGUAUGUCCGUGCUGUUGAUUUUUAUAACUACAGUGAGUCGAACGAUUCCUCCCAUCGAAUGUAGACAGUUCAAAAACAUUUCAAUUGACUUUUCAUUUCAGUUAAUGAGUUUUCUUCUCGUGCUCUGUAUACUUGCUAAAAUGAAGAAAGAAGAUUGAAGUUCGAAAUCAAAAAAAAAACAUCAGAACACACGCAAAACAAAAUAUUUUAUUCGGAAUGAGACGAAGGUGAACGAGGAUCAAUGACUCGUAGAUGAGAGAAUAACAAACUAUAAAACGUUUUCCCGCUUUUAUUAUCAUAUAUAGAUCAUAUAUUUUCUGAAAACACUUAAUAUAUUGUACUUAUGAUAGUAAUAUUGUAAUUGUUACUGGACAUGCUGGUUGGGUUUUCGCGACACACGUGUACGACAACGGAAUUUGUUUCGAAAAAAAUUUCGUUUCUUUCUGUCUCUCUCUCUUUCUCUAAUAAAUGGAACCAUCGAUCGAUGGAUGGCAGUUCGAGAUGGCAGUCGUUGAAAAAUUUUCUUUUCAUCGCGCGAUACGGAUGAAAAUAAUAAUAAGUUUAUAAAAAUUGUCUGACCAUCGUUCGCUUUCAUCCUCGAAAAUGGGCUUUUUGUAUUGCACACCGAAUUUACC